This is a messenger RNA of Coprinopsis cinerea okayama7#130, 1074 nucleotides long. RefSeq lists its product as hypothetical. The coding region runs from base 1 to 1074 and encodes 357 amino acids. Lineage: Eukaryota; Fungi; Basidiomycota; Agaricomycetes; Agaricales; Psathyrellaceae. The record is from RefSeq and is a predicted model, not a curated record. The transcript is spliced from 10 exons.
AUGUCGACUCCUACGACCGACCCCCGACUGACAGUUGGUCCCAUUCUCGUGGGGUCACUCGCCUCAUUCAUGUUCUUCGGCGGAUAUUUCAUUCAAGCUUUUAGCUAUACCCAGGACGCUCUCAACGCCACGCACCAGCAGAAGCGAUUUCACAUCCUCGGUGAGGACAAAGCGAUACAUCUAUUGGGCCCUGCGACGCCAACACUGGUUUUGAAAGUGGCAUUCGUUACCCUCCUGGAAAUCGCCAAUUUAUCGAUGAUAUUCCACUCUGUAUGGCAUGCCUUUAUCAUGGCGUUCAGAGACCCCGCCCUUGCUACCGUUCCAGCCACGAGUGGACCCGCACUCCAAAUGAUGAACGGCGUUGUCGCCUGCACCGUCCAGGCCUUCUUCGGCUGGCGAAUCUGGGUUCUUUCCUCGAAGAAGAUCGAGAAGGGAUUGUCGGUGAUGAUCACCUUGCUUGCGGUCUCGGGGCUCGCGCUCGCCAUCGGUGUGGCUACGCAGUUUAUUUAUCUAAUCAGCGGCCGUGCACCCACAGCGAACGUGAAUGUCCUUGCUGGACUCCAACUUUCGUUUCACCUCGUCUGUGAUGCGUUGAUUACCCUCUCGAUGAUCAUGGUGUUUGCGGGAUACAAAGAACGUAUUGCAAUUACUGAAACGAAGAAUCUUCUGAAUGCGCUUACCAUGAAUACGCUCGAGAAUGGCCUUGCAACUACUGUGGUCGCUUCCCUUAACCUCGCCUUCUUCUUAGCCAGACCCGGUGACAUGAUCCAUGCCGCCUUUCACUAUCUCAUCGGGAGACUUUAUGCCAACGUUCUCCUCGCGAGUCUCAACAACCGACGUCGCAUGGGCUCUUCACACUCGAGGAAUACACACACGACUUCCAGCCAUUCGAUUUCCAUCAAUCACCGAAACCCUACCAUGCGCUUUGGAAUCGGGAUGACUACGCUGGGUCCUUCGAACCACAGCAAGCGGGCUUCACGUAUCGUCUCCGGCGGUUCCGUUCACGACCAGGACAAAAGUAGUCCGGACGUGUUGAUCUCUGUAUCUAAGGAAGUGUACAUUAGGGAUCAGUAA